Molecule: messenger RNA, 839 nt
Organism: Polychytrium aggregatum
Lineage: Eukaryota; Fungi; Chytridiomycota; Chytridiomycetes; Polychytriales
Exons: 1
Coding region: 1-513 (170 amino acids)
Source: RefSeq, a predicted model, not a curated record
AUGGGACCGACUCUGGUCUGGAUCUUCUGCUCGGGAGUGAGUGCGCUCGCCUUGUCGUCCUUGUCUGUGGAUUCUGGUUUGGCAUCAGGGUCCUUCUUCUCCAGGAUCUUGUACUUGAGCGUGGUGAUCGAGCACCCGACCCCAUCGGUGGUGAUCUCGCAACCAAAGAGCUGCUUCCCCUUCUCCCUGGCACCAAAGAGUCUCGGAUCCAGCUUGAAGUUGGUCUGCCAGAAGGUCUCUUGCUUUGUGGUGUCAUUGACCUUGGUCUUCAGGUCGUCCCACUUGAGACCAGUGCCAGUCUGGUAUCCAAGGAUUUCCCACAGUGCUUUGGUGUCGAGCUUGACAUACUUGGCUCGGGCAUCGCAGAGUGGGACCAAGGUGCACUGUGCUCGAGGGAUGUUGAGUCUCUUCUUGGUCUGGGCAAGCCGGUCGGUCAAUCGCUUGAUCCGCUUCGUGUUCACAGCGAUCUGCUUGCACACCUCCUCGUGCUGGGUCUGGAGUGCGUUGUAUUGAUCCGACUGCCUACGUUCGAUGGCGCGACACAUUUCCUCGUUCAGCCGUCCGCGCUCUCCUUUCAGAUCAUCGGUAUCCCUCACGAGCCUGGGGAUGAUCAUCUUCUGAAAGACCACCAUGAAGAGGGCCUCCUUCAGGUGGGUCAGGCGAGAGACCUCACUGACCAGAAUUGGUACGACUUUGUACAGGUCCUGGUGGCUUUCGUACCGAAGCUCAUACAACUGGUCGGCAUGGUGGGCGAAGGAUUUCUUCAGAUCACCGAGGAGUGUCUUGGAGAGGGGGUUCUCCAUCAGCUUCAUGCACUCAUCGACGUGUGUGUGCCGUUU